UCAGCGGCAGCCUGGCAGGGGCUUUCCACAUCCGCUGGCAGUUGCUGGCAAGUUCGUGGCAUUCCGCACUGUACUUGUAUGCUGCUGCCACGGGCCAGUCAAGGGGCGCGAAGUACGAGGCACCAGGUACUAGGGUCCAGAACGAGCACCUGCCGGGAGGCGCUGCAGAUGCAGAUGGACGUCCACGAGAACCUGCACGAGCAACUCGAGCUCGAAGGACAACAACUGCGAAGGCACGGGCUACCACUUCGACUUCACGUCCGGUGCCAGCGCCAGGGCAACUUCCAGUUGGUCACCGAGUCGGAGGCGAACCCCUACUGGUUGAGCGUCAUGGUACGGAACAUUGCCGGGGACGGACAUUGCAGACUACCGGUCCGGAUCGUCCGACUGGAAUGCAAUGAACAGGGCGGAAGAUGGGGGCUUCGGCGCCGACUGGUUUAUUUCUGCCCGCCCUCGGGCGCGAUCACUGUCAGAAUCAAGACCGACCGGAGCCAGACCGCCGAGCUGACCGACUGCAUACCCAGCGGCUGGUUGCCUAGACAGAGCUACGACUGCGGGACAAACAUUCAAUCAGGGGAAUCCCCCUCCAGCACUUACAACCAAUUCCGCCCCUGCGGACAACCCAGCCCGUCCGACACCCAGAGUUUCCAGCCUGCGGACACGCCACAGGACACUUCCCCUCCGGACACCCCGGCCCCUGCCAUGACGUCAGACCCGGCUACCCCCGCUCCGGUGAUCACGUCACCUCCGGACACCGCCCCUCCGGACACACCAGCCGCUGCGACGUCGUCACCUCCGGACUCCGGACACUCCGGGCACCGUCCGAAACGUCUGCCCCGACCUCACCUCCGGGCACGCCAGCACCGUCCGUGCCGGACACGCCUGCCCCGAUGGAGGCCGUGACGUCAGCUCCGGACACCCCCGCGCCGACGGACACUUCCGUGCCGACGGACACUCUUCCGCCGGACAUUCCCUCGCCCACGGAUGGCCCCACGCCCACGCCAACGGAUACGAACCUGCCGGACACUCCCACGCCGUCCGAAACACCCGUUCCAGACACCCCAGCGCCUACGGACGCCCGCCCC
This is a messenger RNA of Klebsormidium nitens, 1085 nucleotides long. Lineage: Eukaryota; Viridiplantae; Streptophyta; Klebsormidiophyceae; Klebsormidiales; Klebsormidiaceae. The record is from the annotation of a GenBank genome assembly.